AUGACUUUUGUUGCACCUCCUGGUUACCAGCCUGUCUACAACCCUAGCAUUCCCUAUCUGGGGCCCAUCUAUGGAGGCCUGAGGGAGGGCUCAUCCAUCUACAUCCAGGGAUCUAUACCUGAAGACAUCACCAGGUUUCAUGUGAACCUACUGUGUGGCCAGUCUGACACUAAUGACAUCGCCCUCCACUGUAACCCUCGCUUUGAUGGCUGGGACAAGGUGGUCUUCAACACCCGUCAGAAUGACUGCUGGGACUCAGAAGACAAGAUCAGAAGUAUGCCUUUCUGUAAAGGAGAGAGAUUUGAGAUGGUGAUCAUGGUCACAUCACAGGGCUACCAAAUCAGAGUCAAUGGUAAAGACUUUCACAUGUUCCCACACCGAAUCCCCGUGGAGAGGGUUGGAGGGUUGCAGAUUGCAGGAGAUGUGGCUGUUCAGAAUAUCAACAUUAUCGGGGUUGGCAUGGGUGGAGGCAUGGGUGGAGGUUACCCGGGCAUGGGUGGAGGUUACCCUGGAGGCAACAUGGGUGGAGGAUACCCAGGAGACAACAUGGGGGGAGGAUACCCUGGUAGCAACAUUGGGGGUGGAUACCCAGGAUCAGCCCUUCCGGGUAUGGGUGGUCAACCUGUUUACAACCCACCUGUGCCAUAUCAAGGCAUGAUUCCUGGAGGGCUGUUUCCCAAAAGAACCAUCAUCAUCAGAGGCAUGAUGCCCUAUGGAGGCAACAGGAUGGCUAUAAACUUUGUGAUCAGUAGAACACAGGACAUUGCCUUCCACCUGAAUCCAAGGAUUAGUGAAGGAAUCGUGGUUAGAAACAGUAUGAUAGGAGGGGGCUGGGGCAACGAGGAACGAGAACUCAACUUCAACCCAUUUGCAGAGGGACAGUACUUUGAUAUGUCAAUUCGCUGUGGAAAUCAGAGGUUUAAAGUGUUUGUGAACGGACAGCACCUGUUUGACUUCUUCCACCGCAUGCAGUCAUUCAAUGAGAUCGACCAGCUGCAGAUAGACGGCGAUGUGCAGAUCUCCUACAUCCACUUCUGA
Boleophthalmus pectinirostris (great blue-spotted mudskipper) is the source of this 1038-nucleotide messenger RNA. RefSeq names its product galectin-4-like. The transcript is spliced from 12 exons. Gene Ontology annotation, molecular function: carbohydrate binding. The record is from RefSeq and is a predicted model, not a curated record. The coding region runs from base 1 to 1038 and encodes 345 amino acids. NCBI's taxonomy places the organism in Eukaryota, Metazoa, Chordata, Actinopteri, Gobiiformes, Gobiidae.